UAUUGUAGAAAAUCCUGGAAUCAUUGAGUGAGUUGUAUUUUUAGGAUAGAAUAUAGAUAAAGUUCGAACACUCAUCACCAGCAGGUGGCGCACUUUAUACUUCAACCUGCUGCAAAAACAAUACAAAGGGAUGAAUUAGAUUACAGAUCAAUGAAAUGGUGAUGUUGAGCUGAAUUGAUCAUGAUUUCCGUGUCUUACAAUGAGAAACAGAUUAUUCAGGACGGUAAUGUGACAUGAUGGAAUAAAUGCGCAGGCGGUGAGGGUUGUGGCUGCGCGUGUUUGCGCUCAGGCUGCGCACCGACCUCGUCCCCGUAAACCCCGAGGAGGAGCGGUGAGGAGCGGAGAGCAGCUGGUCUGCGACAUGGCUAAAGAAGGAGUAGACAUGACGGAGGAAACCGAGUUCAUGAUCGAUAGACACGUGCAAGGGAGAGACGCGGAGAACGUGGCGGGUCCGCGCAGCGACGCCAAAGAGAUGCGAGCGGUGGUCCUGGCGGGGUUCGGGGGUCUCAACAAACUCAGGGUGAGCAGGAAGCCGAUGCCCGAGCCUCAGGCGGGGGAAGUGAAGAUCCGCGUCAAAGCAUGUGGCUUGAAUUUCCUGGAUCUGGUCGUUCGUCAGGGGACAAUAGAUAAUCCCCCCAAACCUCCACUGGUCCCUGGGUUCGAAUGCUGUGGAAUCGUGGAGUCGGUGGGUGAGAACACAAAGGGAUUUGAGAUCGGCGACAGGGUCAUGGCGUUGGUGAACUACAACGCCUGGGCGGAGGUGGUGUGCACACCGGUGGACUUUGUCUACAAGAUGCCAGACGACAUGAGUUUUGCUGAGGCGGCAGCGUUCGCCCUGAACUUCGUGGCCGCCUACAUGAUGCUCUUUGAGGUCGCCAAUCUGCGGGAGGGGAUGUCGGUGCUGGUGCACUCAGCAGGAGGUGGUGUAGGUCAGGCUGUGGCUCAGCUGUGCUCCACCGUUCCCAAUGUCACCGUGUUCGGGAUCGCCUCAUGCUCCAAACACGCAGCCAUCCGAGACUCCGUGACUCACCUGUUCGACAGAAACUCGGAUUAUAUGCAGGAGGCCAAAAAAAUUUCUCCAGAGGGAGUCGACAUCUUGUUGGACUGUCUGUGUGGAGAGAGCACAGGGAAAGGCCUGAGUCUGCUGAAGCCACUGGGAACCUACAUCCUCUAUGGCGCGUCAAACAUGGUCACCGGGGAAACAAAGAGUUUCUUCAGCUUUGCAAAAUCGUGGUGGCAGGUGGAGAAGGUGAACCCCAUUAAAUUGUACGAGGAGAACAAGGUCAUAGCUGGAUUCUCGCUCCUCAACCUCCUCUUCAAACAAGGCAGAUGUAGCCUCGUCAGAGCAGUGAUGGAUAAACUCUUGCGUCUCUACGAGCAGAAGAAGAUCAAGCCAGUCGUGGACUCCUUGUGGGCACUGGAGGAGGUAAAAGAAGCCAUGCAGAGAAUUCACGACAGAGGAAACAUUGGGAAACUCAUCCUGGAUGUGGAGAAGUCGCCCACUCCUCUGAUGGCCAGUGACAGCACAGAGACCAGUGAAGCAGGAGAGGAAGAAGAGGAGCCUGAGGGGGACAACGACAGCAAGGAGCGCAUGCCCUUCAUCCAUUAGAGCCUGCUAAGGGCUGGACAGAGUCACCACAGAGGAACUCGACCACACACCAGUGUUGUACAGUAUGUGCUGUAUGCAUGAAUGUGCCGUAUGUAUGCAGAGGGAAUUUAUGUGUCUCUUGUCUGUUUUACUAAUGUUUGUCAGUCGUUUCAGUUGUUAUUUUAAGUGACAGUACAUUUACUGUUCAUUUAAUCUGCCUGCAAUUUAUUUGAAUUAACAAUGGACUGAAGAAGCAUUUAAAUCAGCUGAUUAGCAUUUAACAUUAGAUUUAGUAAAGCUCCCAAGUGUUGGCAUGUUUAAACAUUUCACAAGUUAUGAAAACAUUUAUUUAAUUCUCCUGUCCUCAGAGUUGACUUCAAUGGAGUAUUAUGGUGGUACUGAAGAUUUGUUUUGUUUAAACGAAGCUGUAAUGAUACAGGAAUAGUUUCGUAUUUGAGAAGAAAUUAGUAAUACUAUGAGAAAAUAAAGAUAUAGUAUUACUAGACUAAAGUCCUAUUUGAGAGUUUGUUAUAUCAUAGUUUUACACGUUAUUCUUUUUAAAUCGCCCUGAUACUGAGAAUCAUUUGACCCCAGUGUUUUGAUGCUUCUGACUAAGGGGAUGAUUCACUUUCUCUUUUGACUUUGUGUGAUGCAGGACAGAAAAAUCUGUAUGAUCAUAUCUGCAUGAGGUUUUAUUCUUUGGUGCCAGCCUUGAGAUAUUAUGGGAUCACCAGUGCCUUUCAGCUAUAAAGGAGUGUUUUAAUACGCAACGUGCUUUCCUCAUGUGAAGUUCAUAUUGAACAAACUAACAAAAAGGUAUUUUUAACUGGAUUGUGAAAACAGAUUCAUACACUUAGAAAUGAUUCCUUACUUAAGCUAUAUAUUCAGAACCUUAACUUAAAUACAUAAUAUACUACACCAACCAGUGUUGCAUGAAAAUCGGAAUUUCAAAAGAUGGAAUGUAAAUUGUAUCAAAAUCUAUAAAAAUACAAGUGAAACGAUUAUCAUUUCGUCAUUUUCUUAGGGAGAAUGAUGAUGAAGUCUGACCGAUGAGUCUGCUUUAUCUGACCAAAGUUAUUUACUUUUAACAACAGUGCCAUAAGACUCCCAAGGUAAAUUAUAUUAACUACGAGCUGGUGUAUGAAGGCGAAGUGGUUUAGAUUUGAACAGCAUUGUUUAUUUACUUUAUUUAAAUAAGAUUCCCUCUACUCUAAAUCUGUGGGUUGUUACUGAAAUACAGCGGAAGAACAGCUGACAAGGAACCGAUGGUUGCCAAACACUCGCACCCAUCUAAUCAUGGGAUUGAUUUGUUUUAAUUAGUCAAAGUACAAACAAAGUGCAUUGAAAAUCCUUUUCACUAUUUAUUCGGCAUUGCCUAUUCAGUAGGUUUUAUAUUUUAUAGCAUCUGAAUCAUUAAAACAAGUAAAUGCUUUGUAAUCAUUUUAAAGAAAUAAAAAUUAACAAUAAAGCAAACACAUUAACUAACAGGACUAAACCCUGCAUGCUUUGAAGCUAAACAGUAAACAGAUAAACAGUGUUCGUGUGCGUGUGUGCGUGUGUUUGUGUGUGCGUGCAUGUCAGAUGACCUUGUAGAGUACGUGUUUAUAUGCACAAACUUCCCUAUAAACUAUGGUUUACCUGUGGUCGUGUAUUAUUUUUGUUGUGUACUUUCUUUGAGCACAGCUCUGUUUACUUGAA
Messenger RNA from Platichthys flesus (European flounder), 3286 nucleotides. It is a transcript of the gene vat1l, whose product is annotated as vesicle amine transport 1-like. The record is from RefSeq and is a predicted model, not a curated record. NCBI's taxonomy places the organism in Eukaryota, Metazoa, Chordata, Actinopteri, Pleuronectiformes, Pleuronectidae. Bases 362 to 1609 code for a protein of 415 amino acids. Gene Ontology annotation, molecular function: zinc ion binding; oxidoreductase activity. The transcript has 9 exons.